CUCUCUCUCUCUCUCUCUCUCUAGUCCCUAUCCAUCCUCAUCCUCAUUCUCCACCUCUUCACUCACCUACCAGUCAGAAAAAAUUAAUGGACAGCAAUGGCAAAGAAACCACAGCAGUUACCCAGACUCGCCUCAACAGAUUCACACUCCUCUGUGCUCUUCUCGCUUCCACCAACUCCAUUCUCCUCGGUUAUGAUAUUGGGGUUAUGAGUGGGGCAGCGGUGUUGAUAAGGGAAAACCUAAAAAUCUCAUCAGUGCAAGAGGAAGUGUUGGUGGGAACCCUGAACGUGUUCUCUCUAAUUGGAUCACUGGCAUCUGGAAAAACCUCUGAUUGGAUUGGAAGGCGUUACACAAUUGUGUUGGCAGCUUCCACAUUCCUAGUUGGUGCCAUCUUCAUGGGUCUUGCACCAUCCUUCCAUUUCAUAUUAGCUGGUAGAGUAGUCGCUGGUAUUGGUGUUGGCUAUGCACUCAUGAUUGCACCUCUCUACACAACUGAACUCUCCCCUGCUAUGACACGUGGCUUCCUCACUUCCCUCCCCGAAGUCUUCAUCACUCUCGGCAUUCUCCUUGGCUAUGUCAUCAACUAUUCUCUUUCGGGUCUCCCUCAAAACUUGGGUUGGAGACUCAUGCUUGGCCUUGCAGCCAUACCCGCUAUUGGUAUUGGUUUAGGUGUCAUAGCCAUGCCCGAGUCCCCUCGUUGGCUCGCUAUGAAAGGAAGACUUGACGAUGCAAAACGUGUUCUCCUCACUAUCUCAUCAAAUCCUGAGGAAGCUGAGUCAAGGCUUCAAGAAAUAACCAAAGCCGCAUCCUUGCUCUCAAGCCCAAGCCCAAGCACAAGCCCAAUUGGUAAUUGGUCUGGCCAGGGUGUUUGGAAGGAGCUCUUGCUAAGCCCUUCUCGGCCCAUUAGGCGCAUGCUUGUUUCUGCCAUUGGGAUCAACUUCUUCAUGCAAGCCUCCGGAAACGACGCCGUUAUAUAUUACUGCCCGGAGAUAUUCAAAGCCGCCGGAAUUCACAGCAAGAAACAACUCUUUGGGGUUAAUGUGAUCAUGGGUUUGGCUAAGAGCUUUUUUGUUUUGCUUUCUGCACUCUACUUGGACAAGUUUGGAAGGCGGCCUCUUUUGUUGUUGGGCUCAUUUGGCAUGGCGGUGUCCCUGUCUGGCUUGGGCCUGGGCUCAAAGAUUCUAGAGGAUUCAACCAGGAAGCCCGUCUGGGCUGUUGUGUUGUGUAUCGUGGCUGUGUGUGCCGAUGUUUCUUUCUUUUCUAUUGGGCUUGGGCCCAUUACGUGGGUAUACUCAUCCGAGAUUUUUCCAAUGAGGCUUCGGGCACAAGGUUCAAGUCUUGCAAUUUCGGUGAAUCGGUUGGUGAGUGGGAUAGUGUCCAUGACGUUCUUGACCAUAUCCAAGAAGAUAACAUUUGGAGGAAUGUUCUUUGUGCUGGCAGGGAUCAUGGUGCUGGCUACGGCUUUCUUUUAUGUAUUUAUGCCGGAGACCAAAGGCAAGUCCUUAGAAGAAAUGGAAACUCUUUUUGAGGAUAAUAAUAAUAAUAAUAAUAAUAAUAAUAAUAAGAAACAUAGUAAUGAUAGGGGGACGGAAAUAGAAGUUGUUUAGGGGGAGGUGUUGCUAGAUUCGGGUAUGUGUUUCCUUUCUCCUUUCU
Messenger RNA from Gastrolobium bilobum, 1653 nucleotides. RefSeq names its product polyol transporter 5-like. Bases 87 to 1607 code for a protein of 506 amino acids. The record is from RefSeq and is a predicted model, not a curated record. Gene Ontology annotation, cellular component: membrane. Gene Ontology annotation, molecular function: carbohydrate transmembrane transporter activity. Gene Ontology annotation, biological process: transmembrane transport. Lineage: Eukaryota; Viridiplantae; Streptophyta; Magnoliopsida; Fabales; Fabaceae. The transcript has 2 exons.